UUUAGCGUCGCCCACGCCACCGACCACUAGGCCUCUCUUCGGCCCACAACACCUCACCCGCGCCCAUCACGCCGCCGCUGUAGGAAGAAGAUGGGGGCACAUCUUCCUAACUCGGAAGAUGUUAGCCUCGGUCGAUCUCUACUUUUUUUGACACACCCAACUUCCAUCGCGAUGAAGUCGGCGAGAAACCAUCAAGUUGCGUGCUCUGUAAUGGAAGUCGCAUCAGAUCGAGCUGAGGAAAAGGAGAUGACUGAUGAUACUGCUGGAGGAGGGGUGAGGACUUGAACAUGUAUAAGAGAGGGCUCUUGGAUGCCCCUUCAGCCCAAAUGUUUCUUCAUUAUCCUCGGAUUCGGCAGCAUCUUCGUCCACUCCUUUACUGACAACCGGUUAACUGCCCAACACCUUCACGAUGAAGACUGCUACGCUCAUUCAGCUCAUACCCUUUGCCUCCCUUGCGGAGUGCCUGUCACUCCCUCCACUCCCUCCCGUCUCCCUUCCUCCGGUUCCGAGCAUCCCCGGAGUCACGGUGCCCCUGAACGACCUCGCUCCUCCGCUGCCCAUCCUGCAGGUUCCCACGCCUGCCUUAGACAGCCCCCCUUUUACGGCUAGCGAUAUCAAGCCCAAGAAGAUUGGGUAUUUCUGGACCGGCGCUGGUGAUAGGCAGCACAAGGACUUUCUCGCCACCUACAGUCUGGAUGAUGAUACUUUCGGCACUCUUUUGUGGAUCACGGAUGUGCCCAGCAGCGGCAACGACCCUCACCAUCUUGGUCCCUCGCUUGAUGGCAAGACCUUGAUUGGAGGCGGUCUCCUAUCUCUGCUCAAGACCCAGGACACGGCCUUCUACUUUGAUACGACCAAUCCCUACCGCCCGACGUUCAAGAAGAGCAACCGGGCUAUCCUCUCGUCGAUCGCCGAUGAGAUCCGCGCAAAGCCCGAUGGCGGCUUCUACAUCACCUACAUGGGUUCCGCCGUCGGGACCUCGCCCGGUCGCCUGGUUGAGACCGAUGCCGACUUCAACAUCAUCCACGAAUGGCCCGAGGAUGUGCCCAGUGUGCUGAACAUUCUCAAGGAGCAGUUCAACCCCCACGGCUUGAGCAUCGACUGGGAGAGGAAGAACAUCCUCACCUCCGACUUUGUCGAGCCGGUGACCAUCCUCCACCCGAGUCUCGGCAUCAACAAGGCCGACACUCUGCGUCUGUGGGACCUGGACACGAAGGAGAUUAUCAACACCAUCACCAUCCCGAACGGUGGCGGUAUCCAAGACGUCAAGCACAUCCCUGGCAACCCCGAGGGCGCCGCUCUCGCCACGGCAGUCCACCUCGGCCAGGUCUGGAUCAUCUACCCCCUUCGCAAGGAUGCUAAUGGCAAGCCUGGCGUUACCGAGCUGCUGUUUGACCUGGGCCCCAAGGCCCGUGACACCGUCGCCAUCUACACCGACAUCACCCAGGAUGGCCGUUUCUUCUACCUCUCCCUGACGACGGCCAACCACAUCGCGGCGCUCGACAUCAGCGACCUGAACAACGUGAAGCGCCUCGACAACCCCGACGAGGAGCAGCCGACCAUCGGUCCCCACUACGUCAAGGUGACGCCCGACCAGAAGCACCUUGUCGUGACCGACUACUUUGUGCAGACGGGCGCGCUCGGCCUGAUCAACACGCCGGCCGACUUCAAGGCGCUGUACGUCGACAUCCUCGACGACGGCAGCCUGAGCUUCAACCGCUCUAUCGACUUCCAGAGGGAGUUCGCCGACCGCGGCGGUGCCAAGCCGCACUCGAGCGUCAUCUUCGAUCUGACGGACCCUGAGAAGCCGCUCUACUACUAGACGGGGUUGGUGUUUGGUUGUUGGCGGGUUGGAGGUUAAUCUGCUGUUGUGUUUUCAGGGGGUCGACGAGAGGGGUGGCCUUCUACCUUAUCACCACUCCUUAAUGUGUUGUCUUGCUUUGCCUUUUCACUUCUACAAUCCCUAGGCAGUAAUAACGUAAUGUCUUGUACAUCGACUUUGGUUUCACGAGUGAUGUGACAGGGAGUUCAUUCUUCAACGGACGGCAGGAAGCAAGGAGCAGUAGCCGCUGCCGAACAAGAGAUGACUCAUAUCCUCGGCCCGG
Chaetomium fimeti is the source of this 2105-nucleotide messenger RNA. RefSeq lists its product as uncharacterized. The transcript is spliced from 6 exons. The record is from RefSeq and is a predicted model, not a curated record. Bases 410 to 1822 code for a protein of 470 amino acids. Lineage: Eukaryota; Fungi; Ascomycota; Sordariomycetes; Sordariales; Chaetomiaceae.